Gasterosteus aculeatus aculeatus (three-spined stickleback) is the source of this 2070-nucleotide messenger RNA. RefSeq names its product serine/threonine/tyrosine-interacting-like protein 1. The record is from RefSeq and is a predicted model, not a curated record. Lineage: Eukaryota; Metazoa; Chordata; Actinopteri; Perciformes; Gasterosteidae. Gene Ontology annotation, cellular component: cytoplasm. Gene Ontology annotation, biological process: protein dephosphorylation; negative regulation of MAPK cascade. Gene Ontology annotation, molecular function: phosphoprotein phosphatase activity.
CAUUACAGUCCUGGCUGCCAACCUGGAGUGAACUUCCCGGUGUCCUAUCCUGUGGUCUCAUCUAUCACCUGUCACAGCCAGCUACCUCGUUGCUCUUUAGAGCACUUAACCCUUAUUGCGUUUCCCGGACUACCGGCUAAUUUAAGGGCAAGGCUGAAGCGACGCUGACUAUGAAUCACAGCUACAGCAAAUUUAGCAUGUUCUUCUAAUGAGGGGCUGCUGGGAACGUCUGAUGCAUCUGCCAACUGACUUAACCGAGAUGGGUGUACUACUGUCCAGAGGAAGCUCCAGAGAGCCCGUCAACACAUCCGAAACAGUGAGCAGCAUCUGUGACGGAGAGGUCCGCGGCACAGACAGCGACCGCUCCUCCAUCUUGCCCAUUCAGAACAAAGAGCGGGUGCUGGUUCCUGCUUUUCCGGUGAGUGCCUAUGUGGAGAGAGGCUACAUCACCCCGCAGCAAGUGUACAACCUGCUGAGCGCAGAGGAGGGCCAGCCUGCCCUCUAUGACUCGUACUACAUCCUCGUCCUCGACUGUCGCAGCACGGAGAGGUACGAGGACAGCCACGUGGUGACAGCGCGGGCGGCCGUGACGGUGAUCCACCCUGUGCUGGGCUGUCUGGUGAGCUGUGUGGAACUGCAGAAGUACUCUACAAUACUGCUGUAUGCGGAGGAAGGAUGCAGCCCAGUGGGCAGUGCGAAGGCCCGGACAGACUCCCCAGACCUCCUGCACUGUUUCUUCCAGCUCAGCAGUUUGGGAAUGGAUCCCGUCAUCCUGCUGGGGGGGUUUUCUGCCUUCCACGCCCUCUACCCUUUCCUCUGCACACCGCUCAUGGUCCUGCUGGAGCCCGAGCGGCACACUCUCACCAUCUACCCCUCGGAGAUCCUGGAAGAAGCUCUCUACCAGGGCUCCGCCUCCCAGGCCUCUGACUACCGCAUCAUCAAGAACCUACACAUCACGCACGUGGUCAACGCCACCGCCAACUGGCCCGACGCUUUCCCCAACAGGCUGCGCUACCUGAGGCUGCGUCUGAGCGACGACGCCCAGCAGGAGCUGGUGGAGGCCCUGCCGCUGGCCUCCAGGUUCAUCAGCUCGGCCCUGAGGGCCGAGCCCGCCGGCCGCGUUCUGGUCCACUGCAGCGCGGGCAGGAGUCGCAGCUCGGCCGUGACGCUGGCCUUCCUCAUGGAGCACCGACGCUGGUCGCUGCUGCACGCCCUGCGCUGGUUGAAGGAGAGGAGGGCGUGCUCGGCGCCGAACAUGAACUUCCUGCGUCAGCUGCUGACCUACGAGGAGCUGCUGUUUGGGAGCAAAAUCACCUCCCUGAAUGACAUCCGCAGAUGACCGGAGCGAUGAGGGGGGGGUGGAGAGGAGGACACGACCCUGGACCAGUGGUGGAGUCAGAGCUUAGACCUGGAAGGAUGUAGAUGGGCCUGAGUUUAGGAAUAAAAAGGAAAAGGAAAAGACAGACAGUCUGGUAGGGAAUUUCAGUAAAGCUAGUUCUCAUGUUAGAAAUACCACAGGCACAUUUAUCUUAUUGCUGUUCUAUUAGGCAGUGGUGUUAGUCUUACCUAUCAUGCACUUAAGUCACUGUAAUUUACCAUUGCCAUUUGAAUUAUUCUACUGAAUUUGUUUGACUCUUAUGGUUAUUCUAUUCUACACUAUUGUUAAUAUUAUGCUUUAUACUCCCUAUAUUUACAGAUCUUUUCUUACGAUAUUGUGAUGUGGGAGCAAUCCCUGGCACAAGAAGUUCCGUCGGUAUAGUUAAAGUUCUCUUAUCUUGUAUCAAUGUGCUGACUCAGAUGAAUCUCUAUCUCCUCUAAACAUAAAAUUGAAAACAGCAAACAAACAAUAUUUAGGGCUAUACUGAACCGUUUCUUAAACGUCUAUCUGCGCAGUUGCAGCUUCACUAAGAUCAAUGGUAUCAUUCUAUUUGUAGGACGGGAUUACCGGGGUGGCUGAAUACGAAUUUUGACAACUCAGCGUAACAUGACCCCAGUUGUGACAUCUUGCUUCAUGAUAGUUGACAGAACGUAGAUAUUAAUAAAGUGCCAAUAAAGUGUUUUACAUCAGAA